Oreochromis niloticus (Nile tilapia) is the source of this 367-nucleotide messenger RNA. RefSeq names its product centromere protein W. Bases 118 to 363 code for a protein of 81 amino acids. The record is from RefSeq and is a predicted model, not a curated record. Gene Ontology annotation, cellular component: nucleoplasm; kinetochore. The transcript is spliced from 4 exons. NCBI's taxonomy places the organism in Eukaryota, Metazoa, Chordata, Actinopteri, Cichliformes, Cichlidae. Gene Ontology annotation, biological process: kinetochore assembly; chromosome segregation; mitotic cell cycle. Gene Ontology annotation, molecular function: protein heterodimerization activity; DNA binding.
CCUUCUGUGUCUGUGAGUCCUAUGUUUAGGUCCUCAUCCUGCUUGCCAUAUUCCUACCCUUGACAAAAGGGUUUCUGGACUCAAGAUUCUGAAGCCUUGAUAAUGUGAGAAGAAAGCAUGAGAAACUUCGUCGACAUGCUGAACAAAGCGCCCAGACUGAAAAGUACAAUUAAAACGAAGGCGAAGGGCAACAUAAACGUGAGGCCGGCGUCAGAGGCGAUGAUCGAACUACUGACACUGCUGUUCCUGAACAGCCUGGCUGAAGAGGCGAAGGCCAAAGCGUUUGAGGAGAAAUCUGCGACGAUCAGAGCUCAGCACGUCAGGGCAGUCUCCAAGAAAGUACUGAAAAAGGCGAGAGGAUGAUGAA